AUGUGCAUCGGUAUGAACACUAUCUCAAGGCCGAGCGGCGCCGUGUAUGCACGCUGGUCUCUGGCGAGCUGGAUCACGGGCUUGACGCAAGAGGAGCGUGACCAAUUGUUCUUCAUGCCCAUGAUCGGACACAUCAAUGCCACAGACCAUCCAAUUUAUACGGAGCCGUGGCUGGAGAAGCUGGCAGACCGCGUGCUCACGUAUCAGGAGAGCAAGCUUAUGACGCCGGAGCACCUCAAGCAUAUCGAAGAAUUAGAGCUAGAAAGACAGAGGACUGGAGUACCAGACCGUGAGAAGCAUCUGGGCGACUAUACACACCUGCUUCGAGAGUGUGCUGCCACUAACGCUCCAUAUGUUCUCAUGCUUGAGGAUGACGUGCUAGCUCUGGACGGCUGGUUUCACAGGGUGCGAGCCGCUAUAAACGAGAUCGAGAGGAGGACCAAGGAGGAUGAGAAUGGGUGGUUCUAUCUUCGUCUUUUCUACACAGAACACAGUCAGGGUUGGCGGGACGAAGAGAUACCAAAGUACAUCGCAUAUGCAACGUCAGUCGGGCUUUGCAUCCUCUUUGCGUAUAUACUCGGCUUCGUCUACCUCAGGAGUACCGUCUGGGGCAAGCCGUUGAUUGCAAAGUACGCCAAGACAACCUUCUUUGUUCUUGCAAUGUCCUUCGGGCUUUUUACCUACCUGUUCUUCUCGGUCGGCAAGGAGUCUAUCUGGCCUCCGAGAGCUGGUGUUCGCGAGAUGCCCCGCGGCGGAUGCUGUGCUCAGGGCAUUGUGUACCCGUCAUCCAAGAUCGAGAAAUUGACCGCAUGGUACGAAGAGAGCCGGAUCGGAUUCGUCGACACGUUGGCAGAGCGACUAGCCAACGAGAAGCCCCACGGCAUCGAGAUCGGCAGCCGGUGGGCCCUUCGCCCUGUCUUACUACAGCACAUCGGAGGUCAGAGCUCAAAGGGUGACAACUGGGGGACGGACAAGCCUGGGCAGAUGAGCGAGGCUCAGAGACUGUGGAAUUUCCAGUACGAGACGAACGACCCCAAACAACUAGCCCGGGAGCACAAGUCAGCUGCAGAGAGAUUCAAGCUGCUACUUCAACUGCAGCAAGACGAUUGA
Molecule: messenger RNA, 1110 nt
Organism: Phaeoacremonium minimum UCRPA7
Lineage: Eukaryota; Fungi; Ascomycota; Sordariomycetes; Togniniales; Togniniaceae
Product: putative integral membrane protein
Exons: 1
Coding region: 1-1110 (369 amino acids)
Biological process (GO): GPI anchor biosynthetic process
Cellular component (GO): Golgi membrane
Molecular function (GO): glycosyltransferase activity
Source: RefSeq, a predicted model, not a curated record